This is a messenger RNA of Lutra lutra (Eurasian river otter), 843 nucleotides long. Its product is annotated as interferon alpha-1/2-like. The record is from RefSeq and is a predicted model, not a curated record. The transcript has 2 exons. Gene Ontology annotation, cellular component: extracellular region. Gene Ontology annotation, biological process: positive regulation of peptidyl-serine phosphorylation of STAT protein; humoral immune response; B cell differentiation. Gene Ontology annotation, molecular function: type I interferon receptor binding; cytokine activity. Lineage: Eukaryota; Metazoa; Chordata; Mammalia; Carnivora; Mustelidae. The coding region runs from base 1 to 843 and encodes 280 amino acids.
AUGCAUGGCCGACAGUUCCAGGAUGACCAGGCCACCUAUGUCCCCCAUGAGAUGCUCCAGCUGGCCUUCACCCUCUUCCUCACCAGGUGCCGCCAUUUGCAGCCUGAACCUGACCCUGCUGGGCAAACUCUGCCCAGGGCCCCAGUGGCAGCCAGAGCUCCGGACACCUGUGUGGUACCUGUGAUCCUCACGCACAAGAGAAGAUGUUCAGAGAAGAUAGAGCCACGGUUCCCAGACGUGCCCACCCCAGGCAGGCCAAGAGCAUCUGCAGGAUCCCCAGUGGCCCUGCCCUCCUCCUUCUUUGUGACCCAGGUGGUGCUCAGCUGCCACUCCCUCGGCUCUCUGGGAUGUGACCUGCCUCAGGACCAUGGCCUGCUCCACUGGAGGGCCUUCAUGCUUCUGCAACAAAUGAGGAGACUGUCUGCUAGCUCCUGUGACAACUACACAAACAACUUUGGCUUCCCCCAGGAGGCGUUUAAUGGCAAGCUGCUGCGGAAGGCUCAAGCCCUCUCUGCCGUCCAUGUGACGAACCAGAAGACCUUCCAGCUCUUCUGCACAGAGGCCUCACCUGUUUCCUGGAACACAACCCUCCUGGAGGAAUUGUGCUCAGGACUUUCUGAGCAGGUGGGCCUCCUGGAAGCCCGUCCCCUGCAGGAGGCGGGGGUGGGAGAGAUGCCCCUGGUGAAUGGGGACUCCAUCCUGAGGAACUACUUCCAGAGAAUCUCCCUCUAUCUGCGAGAGAAGGAAUACAGCCCUUGUGCCUGGAAGAUGGUCCGAGCAGAGAUCAUGAAACCCUUGUAUGCAUCAACAGCCUUGCAAGAAAGAUUAAGGAGAAAGAAGUGA